Strongylocentrotus purpuratus (purple sea urchin) is the source of this 6060-nucleotide messenger RNA. It is a transcript of the gene hltf, whose product is annotated as helicase-like transcription factor. The coding region runs from base 174 to 3632 and encodes 1152 amino acids. The transcript has 21 exons. The record is from RefSeq and is a predicted model, not a curated record. Gene Ontology annotation, molecular function: hydrolase activity, acting on acid anhydrides, in phosphorus-containing anhydrides; zinc ion binding; ATP-dependent chromatin remodeler activity. NCBI's taxonomy places the organism in Eukaryota, Metazoa, Echinodermata, Echinoidea, Camarodonta, Strongylocentrotidae.
CCGAAAAGCGGGAAAAUUUGAUCUUCGAAAAUAACAACAACACGCGAGUCACGUCAACUAGCUCUAAGUUAGACCCUAACUUAGACGUCUACUAGAGAUCUAUUUCUAAAAUUGCCCAACCAACUGAACCGAGUUUGCUGAGAUUACAAUAUUUGUAAUACCUUACUGGAGCCAUGCCGAGACACAGAUGGCACAAACCAAAGUCCUGGUAUUCACCAGAACCAUGGGACUCAAAUUAUCAGAAAAAGAAGAAACAGACGCCAAAUAAGAAACAGACGACGAAGAAGAAGCGUAGCCAUGGCAACCGUUAUUCUCUAACCGAGGCUCUCUCACUGACGAUGGAUUAUUUGAGUCAGUCAACAUGGGAUGAUGGAAUAGAUGAUCAUGAUCUUCUUGGAUUGGAUCUUCCCAUAGUAACGUCGCAGGCUGGUAUUGAUGAUGUCUUCCUGGGUAUGGUUCCUGGUAAUAUUGUGGGUCUACAGUAUUAUUCUGGCACGGUCAGUAAUCAUGAGAUGGUGUCACUUGUUCGGGAGCCUCUUAACAGAUACGAUAAGAAUGCUGUGAAGGUAGAGAACGCGUCGGGUCGUCAAGUAGGACACAUCAAGAGAGGGUUAGCUGAAGUGUUAUCAUACAUCGUGGACAACAACUAUGCUAGGAUUGAAGGUGUUGUGCCUAGGGGCAAUAUGAACACAUACAGUAUGCCUGUGGAUAUCUCCCUGUAUGGACCCCGAUGUAACCAAACAGUAGUCCUUCAGAGACUACGAAGUAGAGGCCACCCUGUGUCCAUGGUAGAGAAGAGGGCAGGCCUGCUCAACACACCCUCACAGUCUAAGAGCAAGAAAUCUUCCACCUACAAUCCUAGAAGUGCCCUGGGCAAGUCGGUGAUGCUGUCAGAGACAGAGAUGAAGAAUGAAGUGGAUACCCUUUUUGACAAUCUCAAAUCUCUGGACAAAACUACAGAGCAAGAACCAAGCAAGUGUAUUAUUAGAAAAAUGUACCCACAUCAAAAGCAAGCCCUCCAUUGGAUGUUAGCCAGAGAGAGUAACGAUAAGCUACCGACAUUCUGGGAUAAAACACCAUCUGGUCUGUACCACAACUCACUAACCAACUUCACGAGUGCCAAGCGACCUGACAGUGUGCGUGGUGGUAUACUGGCCGAUGAGAUGGGAUUAGGGAAGACUCUGACUGUCAUAGCACUUGUCCUACAUGACUUUGCAAAGCCAGAGUUUAGUGACCUCCCUCCAUCUUUACCGAGCUUACCUGAGGAAGAUGAGGUGGAUUGCAACGAGCCUUCGACGAGUCAAGUUAAGCAGGAAGUUAAAGAUGAAGUGGUGAUGAUCAUGGAUUCUCAGGAGUUGCCCACCAUUUCUGAGGAGGUGAUUGUGAUAGAGGAUGACAGUCAGAACUCCAACAAUAACACCACCAUUGUGAUCAAAGAUGAUUCACCUCCUAUCCCAUGUUCCUCAAGCACUACAUCAGUUACAGCUACUGGUAGACCCAAGAGGGCAAGUGCUGCCAAAGUAAAGUUCAUAUUCAAUGAUGAUUCAGAUGACAAUCCAUCCCCUGAAAAGAAAGCUAAAAGGAAGCCGGCCAAAAUGGCAGCAGGACCCAAGGUGAAAGGUCAAAGUAAACCAAAGGGUAAAGGAAAGGGCAAGAAGGCAACAGGAGGAGAUGUAUCCCAGAAACCACUGCCUGGACCUAGCCAACCAGUAGCCUUACUCCCUGGCCCAAGGCCGUCAAUCAACUCUGUACCUGGACCUAGCCAACCAGUAGCCUCACUCCCUGGCCCAAGCCCACCAAUCAACUCUGUACCUGGACCUAGUCUGCCAGUAGCCUCACUCCCUGGCCCAAGCCAACCAAUCAACUCUGUAACUGGACCUAGCCUGCCAGUAGACCCACUCUCUGGACCUAGUCCACCAAACAUCUCAGUGCCUGGCCCUAGUAAACCAAUGAGAGCUGAGGUUAAAGGUCAUCAUGGAGAUGGAGAUGCUGCCAAGCCCCGUGCAACUCUCAUACUGUGCCCACUAUCAGUUUUGUCAAAUUGGAUUGAUCAAUUCCGUGAACAUGUAGCAGAUGAACUGCAGGUGAAUGUAUGUCUCUACUAUGGAGCAGAGAAGAAGAAAUUGAAGGCUGAUUAUCUCAAACAACAAGAUGUUGUCAUCACUACAUACAGUACUGUGGCUGCAGAGUUUAAAGCAAAGCAGGAGAAGGCUACCCUUCAGACGAUUGAAUGGCGUCGUAUCGUGCUGGAUGAAGGUCAUACAAUCCGUAACCAUGGUACCCUACAAACACAAGCAGCUCAUGCUCUCAAAGCACAAUGCAAAUGGGCUUUAACAGGUACUCCGAUCCAGAACAGUAUUAAAGACCUGUGGUCUCUGGUAGCAUUCCUUGGUGUGGAACCAUUCAAAUCAACCCAUACUUGGUGGCAGAGGAUCAUAACCAGACCCAUUGCUAACAAUGACUCUGCAGGUAUAGAUCGAGUUCGUAAGUUGAUGGACACCCUUGCUCUGCGUCGUAUGAAGUCCCAGAAGGUGAAUGGUAAACCCUUGGUGGAUCUACCUGCCCGUAACGUUGUACUUCAAUAUGUAGACUUCUCAGAGGAUGAGAAGAAGGUCUAUAAGACCAUGGAGAAAGAUGGCAGACUUGCUGUUAGCAAAUAUUUUCAGCAAGGCAGUGUUCUAAAUCACUAUGGUGAUAUUCUAGCCAUCCUUAUGAGACUGAGACAGCUGUGUUGUCAUCCAGCAUUAUGUGCUAAGGCCGCUGCUAACCUAUGUCAAGCUAUUGAUGGCAAUGAAAGGACAGAUGAAGAAAAAGCUCAGUUGGUAGCAACCUUGGUAUCAUUCCUCAGUCAAGGAGCAGAUGAGGAGUGUUGCAUCUGCCUGGAUUCAAUAGAAGAUCCUGUGAUCACAAGAUGUGCCCAUGUCUUUUGUCAGAGAUGUAUUGGAGAGGUCAUCAACGCGGAGAAGGAGCGUGCUUGCUGCCCUCUGUGCCGACAAGCAGUAAGCAGAGAUUCACUGGUCCAUGUUCCGAAGGAUAGAUCAGAUACUGAGAAUGAAGACACUGAAAGAGAGUGGCAUUCUAGUGCUAAGGUUGAUGCUCUUAUGGAGUGCUUGCUGACUGAGAGGGCAGCAGACAAGACGACCAAGAGUAUUGUUGUUUCUCAGUUCACCUCAUUUCUUGACUUGCUGAAGAAACCUCUCACUGAGAAAGGUUUCAAGUUCUGCCGUCUUGACGGUUCAAUGUCGAGGAUUGCCCGUACGGCAGCAAUAAGAGAGUUUAGCAGCAAUGAUCCAGAUUCCCCUCAAAUCUUCUUGCUAUCUCUCAAGGCUGGAGGAGUCGGACUGAACCUGACUGCAGCUUCUAGGCUAUAUCUACUAGACCCUGCGUGGAACCCCGCAUGUGAAGAGCAGUGCUUUGACCGAUGUCAUCGUCUAGGUCAGACCAAAGAUGUCACCAUUACAAAGUUCUUGGUGCGUGACAGCGUAGAGGAAGCCAUGCUGGAACUACAGGAAACCAAAAGACAGCUCAUGAAGAAUGUGUUUGGCGGCAAGAACCAAACACCGGAAGAGAGGAGGAUGAACAGAGUCAGGGAUGUCAAGAUACUCAUGGGAAUGAACAAGGACAAACCGUAGAUCCCCGCAAGAAAAAGGAUGAACGGGAGGAAUUGUGCUGGUAGUGUGAGAAAACAGUGGAUGAGAGAGGAAUUAUGAUGGUCAUGGGGUAGAAUGACAUGUAGAUUUUAAGAGAAGGGUCAAAAGACGAGAACUUUGACAGCAAUAUGAGGAAUAGAACAGUACAUUGCUAGAGCAGGUAUGAAAGAGGGACAGUACUGUGGCUGACAAAUCCUGCCCAUGAGUACCGUAGUGUUGAUAAAUGUUUAUGGACUGAAAAUGGCUAUUUGUUUAAGACUUGCUACCCCAAUCAGGGAACCCAGGACAUCAUAUUAGAGGUGACACCCACAAUGUUCUUCAAGAAAACCUUGAUAGGCUUUCAAAGAUAAGCUCAUCAACUGAUUCCUGAUUUAAUAUGUACAAAAACAGUCACUCAUCUACAAAUUCCUUCCAUUCAUGGUUAUAUGGCAGCUGAUUUUCUGUACCUGAAUUUUUUUUUGUUGUUGACUUUGUUGGUACCUGAUACAAACCGUUGCCUUGUUGUAAUUACAUGUAAUACUGUGUGGGAAAAAUGUAUGUAUUGGUUGGAGGACCAAUUUUACUGCCAUGUCUAAAGCUGUAGUGCCAUUCGAUACUUCAUUUGAGAGGGCAAAACCUUUACAGUCAUAGCUACCUGAGAGAGAAAGUUGCGUCACUGGUAGUGGCUUCUGAUUGGUUAGCCAUUUCAUGAAGCUCCAAAAUAGUUCCCUCCCAUAGAGAUUGUACAUGGGAGGAAACUAUCCAGAGCUCUACGACCCAUCUCGCCUGUGCGUAGAUGCGUGUGUCACAACUUUCUCUCUCAAUGCGCUAUGUCUAGAGUGAGUGCAACUUAUGGCAUUUAACUUGCCUACCAAAGAUUUUCUUAAAUGAUGUGAGUCUUCCAUCACUGAUCCAAGUAUUCUAAAUAGACUUUGUGUUCUCUUUGUACAUACAUUAACAUGUAGCUUAGGUAAAAUCUAUGGCUGUGCCAAAGUAGAUAUUUUUUUUUUAAGGACAUUUUUUUUCUAAGGACGUAUUUAUCAAGAAACAUUUCCAGUACUUCUCUUGUUUGCAUCUAUACACAGAGCAAAGUAAUUGCUACUCCGUAUGUAUGUACAGAUGAAACAUCUCUGUAGAUGAUUUCUAGUUCUGAUGCAAGAACUGUGUAGGUUCGAAACAUAAACAAGUGCCGGUAGUUCUUUUUUGUGAACUCAAACAAGACUUUUCUGGUUAUUCAACCAAUAUUGUUUAGAUGUAUACUGGUUUUAUUGAUGCAGUAUUAAACCCCUUUACUAAAGAUUUGUUUUAUGGGAUCUUAUUUUAUCCUAAGCAGCCGAUAAGUUGAACCCUAACCAUUGUAUUGUAGCUACCGGUAUAUGUUGUGCUGCCUUAAAACAGCGUAGUUUGCUGAUAUCUGAUAUUUUAUUUCUUGCCAUUCUGUUGUUUUACAGUGACUAUCUAGCGUAUUGUACAGACCUAACUUUUUACCAUGUAUUUGGAUACCUGUUGUUGCUUGUAUACCAGUUAUAUUGUAUAAGGUUUUAUUGAUGCAGUAUUAAAACCCAUACUUAAGGUUCAUUUGCAGCUACAUGUUUUGGUUCAUUAUACAGAACUUUUUUUAUUGAAUGGUCGACUGCAUUGUGCAUACAUUUGUUUUUAUAUUUGAUGAAGACAUCAACUUUUUUUGGAAAUAAUAAUAUCAUACUAUUCAGUUGUUUCACAAUGAAUAUCCAUUGUAUUGUACAGUUUUAUACCACAAUCUGAACAUUAGUUGUUGCUUUUAGGAAUUAUUGGAUUACGAACAUCCACAGAAUUUUUUAUAUUUUGGGGUAUUUGCAGUCCACAAUUUAUUCCACUAGACUUCGACAACAUACAAUUAACUACUAAAUUAUUCAUACCCCUUGAUGUCUGUUGUGUUUUGAUUAACUCAAUAAUGAAAGAUUGACUGGUUGAUUUAGGGCCUUUGUUGAAUACUGUUAGUUGUAAGCUUUAAUAUGUUAAAUUCUCAAGAAACACAAAUUGGGGGGAAAUCAUUUUUUUCACUUACAGUACUUAAAAAAUUACAAAAAUUUAGAAGGUUAUGGAAUGGAUGAUUAAGUUGUUAACUGUGAAUUCAUCAUAGAUUCUUCCACAAUAAGAUUGAUUUCAUAGUGAUUUUUUGAAAACUAUCAAUAUCCCGAUUCCAAACUUUAGUUAUAUUAUAAGCUCAUCAUUUGCAGUUUCAAAGUCGAGAAAACACAAUUUUUUUUUUGUCUUGCUUUUCUAGAUGUUUCAAUCGAAUGAGAAAAAAAAAGUAAUUCAAGAACGAUACUCCCGUCUUAUUACCUGUAUUUAGGUUGGGUCAUUAUGUUUUUGCAUUCUCAGUUUAUUUGUUGUUAAAAGCAAUUGUUUUCAUGUCUAUGGUAUUAAAUUAAUACAUACAUACAGAAAA